Messenger RNA from Corticium candelabrum, 1356 nucleotides. RefSeq lists its product as uncharacterized. Gene Ontology annotation, molecular function: calcium ion binding. Lineage: Eukaryota; Metazoa; Porifera; Homoscleromorpha; Homosclerophorida; Plakinidae. The coding region runs from base 123 to 1199 and encodes 358 amino acids. The record is from RefSeq and is a predicted model, not a curated record. The transcript has 6 exons.
CCUGUGCGGGUCACGUGUUGUUGUGUUGUGUGGGUAUGUUGCUAUGCGGGUUGUUUCCACAACUUCGGGUAUGUCUAGUGUCUAGUAGACAACGAGUUUGCUGGAGUAUCUAAAAGCACGCGAUGGGAUGUGGAUCGAGCAGCGCAUCAUCGACGGUCGUGCGAUCGCAAUCUCCGACACCAUCGCAGCGAGCUCAAGAGAUCGAAAUAACUCUUCGUCUUGACGGAGAGAACGUCGACGACGUGCAAACCGAGCGUGUGCGCCGACUGCUUUCCGAUCAACUGGGCGAACGAGACGACCGCUUCACUGUCAGUGGAGAUGUCCCCAACAUCAUGCACUGUAUCAUUCACCCGAGAGACAAUCUGGACACGGCGUUGCGUCACAUGGCUGAGCGUCAAGCAAUACUGAUGAUUGCUCGACAGAUUAAAAAUCGAGCUGCUGAUGGUCAACUGGCGCUAGACCGAGCGAUAAUAACCGAGGUUGCUCUACCUGGAGAACAACUAAAAAAUGAGGAAGGGCUGCGGAGCAGCCUGAUGCUGCGUGAAACUAUUAGAGAAGUAUGGCAACAGGCCGACACUGACAAAAAUGGAUCCCUGGACACGAAGGAAUUCAGAAAUAUUAUGCUGUCUGAGAAACUCGGUCUUGGUUUACAAGAAUCAGAGGUCGACCAAAUAUUACAGAAAGUCGACAGGAAUGGGGACAGUCGAGUUGUGUUCUCAGAAUUUCUACCCCUCUGUAAAGAGAUUCUAUCAGCCCUGUAUUCAGAAUUAAAAGUCGAAACAGCGAGUGACUGGUGUCAGUUGUGGUCUAUAAAGACAGGUCACUAUUAUUACAAUAAGAGAACUGGAAAAUAUCAAUUCAAUCAACCGGUUGGCUUCAAUCCUCUUCCAGAUCGAGAGAUCAUUCAAUCUGCUCCGUCUGAGCCAGCCAUUUCAGAAGUGGAACCGGCACUAGAAGAUCCAAACGAAACAACAAAGUCCUUGAAAGACGAUAAUCAACAACUGGCAGACUCUGGUGCACCAAAGAGCCCUACAGAACCUACGGCUGAGACUAGGGAAGCGAAUGAUCAAGACGGAAACAGAAAUAGAAGCCUAGAAGCAGCCGACUCAGGUGAACCAACUUGUAAUGCCGGAACUGAAAAUCCAAUGGCUUUCGUUCAGAGAUCAACUGACUCUGGUAUAGAUGAUGCUUCAAUGUAGUUUUCAUACUAAAAGUAAAGUUGAUAUGUUUGCAUUUGCAACCACACUAAUUUUAGUGCAUGGGUAGAACUGCACUGUGUUGCUUAGGUAUUUCUGAGAUAAUGAAUUGACUAAUAACUACAUGUAAUAAGAAUCUAAAGUUGUUUCCAAUAUGAAA